Messenger RNA from Pistacia vera, 630 nucleotides. RefSeq names its product pentatricopeptide repeat-containing protein At5g16640, mitochondrial-like. The record is from RefSeq and is a predicted model, not a curated record. NCBI's taxonomy places the organism in Eukaryota, Viridiplantae, Streptophyta, Magnoliopsida, Sapindales, Anacardiaceae. The transcript is spliced from 2 exons. The coding region runs from base 145 to 411 and encodes 88 amino acids. Gene Ontology annotation, molecular function: protein binding.
CCGCUAACUGGCCUCCAAAACCUUUCUUCGUCGUUUUUUUUUCUUUCUGAAACCAAAAUUUCAUCUUCAUUCACAAAUUCAUGUAAAGUGACUACAACCUACCACAAGAUUCAGUAUAUAACGCUGAAGAUGUAGCGAGGCUUGAUGUAUUCCUUCGAAAAGACUGUAAACAAGGAGUUCGGAGGCUAUGGAGUUGUUGGAAUUGAUGAGUCAAAGAGGUUUACGCCUGAUGUGGUGACUUUUAAUACAAUGAUAAGCGGGCUUUGCAAGAGGGGAAGACAGAGGAAGCAAAUGGUUGUUGGAGUUGAUGGGUCAAGAGGUUUGCAGCCUGAUGUGGUAACAUUUAAUACAAUGGUAAAUGGGCUUUGCAGGGAAGGGAGAUGGAGGAAGCUAAUGGGUUGUUGGAAUUGAUGAGUCAAAGGGGUUUGCAGCCUGAUGUGGUGACGUUUAACACAAUGGUAAUAGGCUUUGCAAGGAGGGAAGACGGAGGAAGCUAAUGGGUUGUUGGAAUUGAUGAGUCAAAGAGGUCUGCAGCCUGACGUGGUGACUUUUAAUAUAAUGUAAGCGUGCAUUGCAAGGUGGGGAAGACGGGGAAGCUUAUGGUUUUUUGAAUUGAUGAUUCAAAGAGUU